Mauremys reevesii (Reeves's turtle) is the source of this 9549-nucleotide messenger RNA. RefSeq names its product PBX/knotted 1 homeobox 1 (gene PKNOX1). Gene Ontology annotation, molecular function: DNA-binding transcription factor activity, RNA polymerase II-specific; RNA polymerase II cis-regulatory region sequence-specific DNA binding. The transcript is spliced from 15 exons. Bases 912 to 2345 code for a protein of 477 amino acids. The record is from RefSeq and is a predicted model, not a curated record. Gene Ontology annotation, biological process: regulation of transcription by RNA polymerase II; angiogenesis. NCBI's taxonomy places the organism in Eukaryota, Metazoa, Chordata, Testudines, Geoemydidae.
UGGAGCGGGGGGCCGGGCCGGGCUUCUGGAGGUGGUGGCGGCGGGGGCACAUCUCCCCCCCCCCGCCCGCAGGCUGGGAGGUGGCUGCCGCUGUGGCCUAGCCUGGGCCGCGCGGUGUUAAACCCCCGGCCACGUCCCCGCCAAGCCCUGACCUGCCGCCGGGGCCCGGCUGCGAGCCGCCCGCCUCCCCCGGGCACCGUCCUGCUGCGGGCGGCACCCCGCGUUUGCCGAGAGCUCGGGUUGCUGCCGGGCGCUGAGAGUCUGAGUUACAGUGUCUCAAGGCGGAAGAGCCCGCGAGAUCGUCUGGUCUGUGGCCCAGGCCGCCAUCAGCACCAGGCUGCUCCCUCGCUGUAGGGGCUGGAAAAGCGGAGCCGGGUUCCUGCCCCAAGGAGCCUGCAGUCUAAACACUUGAGCCUGACACCGCUAGACCUGGCUUGCAGGAGUGGGUUAUCGGGCCCCCACAUAAACAACAACACAGAUCCCUACUGUAUAGUUCACAGCCCUUCUCAAAUCCCAUCUUGAAGUCCACGUUUUCCUUGACACCCACAAGAAAUCAGCCAGUUAAUGAAUAGUGGGCUGGCAGCAGGACUCAGAAAUUACAAGUUGUGCUCAUAGAUUAUAUUGCAGGCCAGAAAACUGACUGCUGGAGCAUCAGAAAUUUCCUGAUCCAAACCCACAAUCUCCAGGGUAGCAGAUAAUAAAAAUAUAUCAUGGACACAUUUUCUUAAUACCUCUGCCAAAAAUUGCAGAAAAUUUAUAUAUUUAUAAACUAGUGUGUAUCUGCUAUCUUGUGCAGCAAGGAGCCUGGAAUUCAAUCUGCUGGAAUAGGACAAUGGCCUCUACGUCCAGUUGAAAUAAAGGGAAUGUGUUCUCACUUGUGAUGAUAUGACAUUAUAAACCCUUCAUUAACCAUGAUGGCAACACAGACAUUAAGUAUAGACAACUAUCAAGAUGGACAAAUGCAAGUAGUAACCGAGUUAAAAACUGAACAAGACCCAAACUGCUCUGAAACUGAUGCAGAAGGAGUGAGUCCUGCCCCUGUAGAAUCUCAGACGCCAAUGGAUGCAGACAAGCAGGCCAUUUACAGGCACCCACUGUUUCCAUUAUUAGCACUAUUAUUUGAAAAAUGUGAACAAUCUACACAGGGCUCAGAAGGCACUACCUCUGCUAGUUUUGAUGUAGAUAUUGAAAAUUUUGUAAGGAAGCAGGAGAAGGAAGGAAAACCUUUUUUUUGUGAAGAUCCAGAAACUGAUAAUUUAAUGGUAAAGGCAAUCCAGGUUCUACGUAUUCAUCUGCUUGAGCUAGAAAAGGUUAAUGAACUCUGCAAGGAUUUCUGUAGUCGUUAUAUUGCCUGUCUGAAAACUAAAAUGAACAGUGAAACUCUACUAAGUGGAGAACCUGGAAGUCCUUAUUCACCUGUACCAUCGCAGCAAAUUCAAAGUGCCAUUGCAGGCACACUGAGUCCCCAAGGGAUUAUGGUGCCUGCAUCAGCAUUGCAGCAGGGAAAUGUAACUAUGGCAACAGUAGCAGGUGGUACAGUGUAUCAGCCAGUCACUGUGGUCACUCCACAAGGUCAAGUAGUGACACAAGCACUGUCACCGGGGACAAUUAGGAUCCAGAAUUCACAGGAUAAUACUGCAAGAGAACUUCCACCACUACCGCUGCAGCUUCAGUUACAGUUAAACCAAGAUCUAAAUAUCUUGCAUCAAGAUGAUGGCUCGUCAAAAAAUAAGAGAGGGGUUCUUCCAAAGCACGCUACUAAUGUGAUGAGAUCUUGGCUCUUUCAGCACAUAGGGCAUCCAUAUCCAACAGAAGAUGAGAAAAAGCAGAUUGCAGCCCAGACAAAUCUGACACUACUGCAGGUUAACAAUUGGUUUAUCAAUGCUAGAAGACGAAUUCUUCAGCCAAUGCUGGAUUCCAGCUGUUCUGAAACUCCAAAAACAAAGAAAAAAACAGCUCAAAACAGACCAGUUCAGAGGUUCUGGCCUGAUUCCAUUGCAUCAGGAGUUGCUCAGCAGCAAUCUAAUGAACUUACAAUGUCAGAUGAGUGGAAGAGCCAGACUUGUUACAUGGGGCCUCCUGACUCUCCACGCUGUUCUCAUUCCUGCAGACCACCCUGCCUUACUGCCCAAGGAGCUGUUGUAACAAUUACAGCUCCGGUCAACAUGAAUGUAGACAGUCUCCAGUCUCUGUCAUCUGAUGGUGCUACUUUGGCUGUUCAGCAAGUUAUGAUGGCAGGACAAAGUGAGGAUGAAUCUGUGGAUAGUGGUGAAGACGAUGGAGCAGACCUCUCAACAACAAACAUCAGUGGGCUUGUUUUGGAUAACAGUGAUUCUCUGCAGUAGGAAGCAAGAGAAUGUGACAAAAUAUGUAGGAAAAUGAAUGGACUGACUGACUGUUUUUAUAGUUUGCACAGCAAACAUUUUACACAAGUUUUAUUUCUAAUAUGUUUUAUAUGUAGAUAUAGAAGGGUGCACUUUUUUGUAUUUCAUAGUAAGCUUAAAGAGUGUCUUUGCAGGUGCAGCAACUUCUUUCAAAUGUGUUUUUUGAAUUUUGAAGAGGGGUUGGGUUUGUUUGGUUUUUUUUAAUUACAAAAAAUUGCAUCUAGUAAUAUAAUGACCACAUAAAUGCCCCUUUUGUUCUCUCAUUAGAUUGAAAGUGCUACAAUUUCUAAAGAAUUAUGCAGUUUCAAUUAGACCUGUUUAACACAGCUCUUGGUUGACUAACGAUGUAAAUUCAAAGCAUGUGGCACUUGAUCAUUAAGUUAGACACACAUUUGAAAGAUGCCUCUGCACCUUAAAAACUGCCAGUCUGAGGUGGGCAACAACACACACCCACAAAGAAAAUGGAGAUGUGUGAUUCAGUAGCGAAUGUAUGACAGUUUAAAUAAGUUUAAUUUCUCUCAUAGUCAGUGAGCUUGUUUAUCAUUUGCUAUAAAAACUCCUAUUUUUACCUUGGCGGGAUUAUUGGAUAAAAAAAAUAUUUUUAUAAAUUCAGUAGGAAUUGGAAUGACAACUGUAUUGAGCAUGAGAAAAAAAAAUUUCCAGAAGGGGAAAAUAAAUGUUUAGUAUUCCUAUUUGGAAGGUUCUGAAAAUUUGACCAAAUUUAAUAAACAUGCCUAAUGCUAGUGUUCCAUGGUUCUCUGCUAUCCCAUAGUGGUAUAGUAUAUUUGAUAAUAGCAUAAGAAGGGCCCACAGUUUGAUGGGAUUUUGAUAUUGUCAAACUUUGAUUUAUAUAUGUGUAAACUAAUGCUCAAAUUACAUUUAACUCUGUAUCUAAACUUGUAUCUGAAGAUAUUUGCUAAAUAAGUAUUCAGGUAAGUAAGUACAAUUAUCCACAAAAUUUCUAGUAAUCAACAGAGAAACUUAAUAGUUUAUGUUUUUUCAGUCUGAUUUUUAAAAAUGAAAAACUGACUGGCUAGUUUUUCCACCCCAGUUAUAUUAUUGAAUUUGAAAUUUUUUUCCACAUACAAAAAAUAUAAUUUAUGGAUUAUAUAAAGAAUCUUUUCAAAUACAAACAUCACUACCAGAAUUUACAACAGGCUUGUAAAAAAAAAAAUCCUUGUGUGUCUUUUAACAAACUCAGAACUAGUGAUGAAAAUAGAUUUUUCUGUGAUAAUGGUUAAUUUCAGUUUAUCCACAGAUCUUGAGUUGUGUAUUAUUUCUGAACACCUGUUAUUGACACUUCAUGCUGAAAAAGUUGGUCUUUCCCCAUUGUUAAGUGCAAGUAACAGUAGACUCAAGAAGUCUUGUAGCAGGACAGUGUGAAAAAAAGGAGGGUGCUUCCUUCAAAUGUUAAGCACUAUUGAGCAAAGCACUUAGUUAUAUGCUUAACUGUAAGCACCUACUUAAAGCCAUUCCUGUUCCACAAAAUAUCCAAGCAUGUGCUUCGAUCCCGUUGACUUCAGUGGGGUUAAACCAUGUACUUGAAAUUAAACACAUGCUUAGGUGCUUUGUUGAACUGGGGCUUUAAAGUCUGCCUUACUGAGCAAUUUAUAGGCAGCAUGAAGAGAGACCUUGACAGGAGAUGCUAAAAAUUGUUACAUGUACAUAGAAGGCAAAUUUAUUUUUCAGAGGUUACCAUUAAAAAACCUUGUUUUACUGGCACUGGGCUACACUCACCACUAGCAUAAGCAGCUGACUUCGCUACUGUAGCACCUACUUAUGCCUGUGAUGAAUUGGGCCUGUUGACUCAACUGCAGUAAUGAGGCAUUAUUAUGGUUAGAAUUAUUAAAGUAUUUGUUUUAAUCUAUCUUCUCUGUUUUUGCCUCUAAUACCCUUUCCAUAUGUACUGAGCAAUUUAAAGAAAAUACUAAGAGUGUAUAAUGAAAGAUUGAAUUAUGAGAACUGGUAUAAUGUAAUUGAUUUAAGGCAUACCGACAAGUCCAAUUUGACCCAAAAAUUAAAAGGGCACAGUCAACUUUAAAAAUCAAACUCCAGUAUGAAGACAUUUUGCCUGCUAUUGUUACAAGCAAUACCUAAGAUGAAUAUAACUGACAGAGAUUGGAAGCAAAAAUACUUUUCUCUAUCUUUUCAAUUUGUUUACCGUUUGCUUCUGCCAGCACUUUAUUUUCAGUGUUUCCAUGCUAGAGCCAUUUUUUCCUAUUGUACUGUGUAUGUUUUUCAUACAACAGAAGGUGAGAGGAAAAAUAUUUUUAGGGCUAGAUUCAGCCAACUUUGUUCAUGUUUAGUAGCAGUUGAAGCCACAGAGCUGUAAAUACUUACAUAUGUGAGUAGAAUAAUGUAUUGCUUAGUACGAGCAAAACUGGCAAAACUGAGUCCUCAGAAAAUAGGAAAAUGUGAUUUUUUGGCAGGGGGACUUAGGUAGGUGUACUACCUGAAACUUUUAACUCAGUUGAAAAUAAGUAGAUUUCAAGUUGACAAUGUCCCUUUUGAUUUUAUGAAAGCAAGCUCGUACAAAUCAUUACACCAAUUAAAAGUGUUUCCUUGGAUUUUUUCCUUAGUUCUAGCGGAAAUAUAUAUAUUUAUAUUCAGUAGAAUAAGAAAGCGUUCUUGCUGGUGGUUGCAGCGUUUAUCCAAUGCAUAAGUACCUGGAAUGUGAAAUUGACUGGAAAGUUACUAGUGACAAAAGAAAAUGGAGUAAACCAUUUUUAAUGUCAGUCUCAAGAAAACUGCAAAAAGUAAACUAUAUUUAUAAAAUUACUUCAGUUUUAAUAAUCAAAGGUACUAUUUAACAAACUAUGGGGCCCAAAUUUUUUCAAGGACUGACGUCUAACAACUAAAACUGCAACAUUUAAAACGAAAUCAUGGAAACUGUGCAAAAUUAAAACAGAUGCACUUGAUUAUAAUUAAGUUAAUUUAAGUUACUAAUGAUUCAAUUUUUGGUACCAAACCUGCUUGGGAGCAAUUAAUGAAUAAUUAUUCAGUCUAUGCAAGAUUAAAUUACCCCUCCGCCCAUAACUGUGGGAUUUAUAGGUACGCUAUUGUUGUAUUUUUGGUCUUCUUUUAUUUUUGAUAAUCAUUCAGACAAAACAUUCACCAAAAAUUCAGCUGGGUUUAAAGUUGACUAGGCAAAAUAUAAUUCGGAAAGCAUGUUGGAAAUAUAAGUAACCUUCAUUCCCUUGUGAAAAUCUAAGAUGUUAACACUAGUGAAACAUAUUUCUAUUUCUAAACAAUUUCUGCCUCUGCCAUAGUAAAUAUAAUGCAUUCAGACUGUAAUCAUCUCCCCCAAAAAGUAAAGCUAGCCAAGAAAAAAUCAAUGAGAAUGCAAGUUUAACUGUAGUAUUCAAAUGAACAAAGUAAAACCUAAACAGGUAUUACUUCUGAAUUGUUAAAUGUAUUGCUGAAGAGUACUCCUGGAAACAUUUAGGACUUGACUGAACUUUGUUGUUGUUUCAUUGUAGAUUGAAUAGCUAGAUUGGCUUUGCCAAACCAAUUUGAUUUUCUAGGCUUGCUAAACUCUUUCAAGUAUUUUAUUUUUCACAUUAUAAAAUAAUUUUACUUAAUUAUCCAACAUGAAAUCGAAUGAAAGAUGGCGCAAGUAUGCUGUUAAAAGAUCACUCUAACCAUGUCAUUUGGUUACCUGUGCAACGUGGAAAUAUAAAUGUUGUUCUGCUCUGUAGUUCUGUAGGAUCUACUGAAUAAUCACACUUUUUUUUUUUUGACUGUGUGAGAGAGCGUGCCUUUUUACAAACUUACUAACCUUGUAGUCUACUGUCAAAAUAUUUACCUAAUGUUAUUAGAUACCCAUGUUUUCAGAUAGUGACAGAAAUGACCCUCAAUCUUCCACUGUUUUAGCAACAUUUGUUCUAUAAAACUGACAAUCUUUAAAAUGUGAACACUGUACAUUUAGCUUUUCUUGGACAGUUGUCUUUAAAGAGAUAUUGUGAAGCAACUGAUCUAUCAAAGCAAAGAAAAAUUAAAAAUCAGAACAUGCUUCAUGGAUGAUGGAUUUUUACAUGAACAGUCUCAAUGAAUGGAAAAAGCAUGCCUUGUCUUUAAACUUGAAGCAUUCACAUUGCUUUAAUUAUAUUAGCAUUAUUUAGUUCAACAUCAGUCAUAUUUUCAGGAAUCUGUAAAAUAGCUGGAAAAUAUCAUAUCAGACUAGUUACCCAAGAUUUUUGUCUGGGAUAGUUUUUUGGCCUGUUUUGUUUUAUUUACCCAAAUACAGAAAAAAUGGUUUACUAGUUCUUAAUGUUUUGGGUGGGAGAGGGGGACUGUGAUUUUGCAGUGCAAAAGCCAUUUUGAGGAAUGAAAGACUUAUCAGGUAGUUAGUCUAUGAUAUGUGUUCUUUGUUUUUGUGGCUCUGAAAUUGUUAAUUAAAAUGGCAUGGACAUUGAACUUCCAAAAAGUGGCUUCCAGGCAUGUACAGUAACUGCUUUUUCAAAACAUUUUCAGAAGGAUUUUUUCUGUGCAAUGCAGUACAAGUCCUAUGUGCCAAUUUGUCUUUUCAAAGGCAGAUAGACUGUAAUGGAUUUCUAGAACUAUCAUGCUCUAUUAGAUCAGAAAUCCUCACUGUAAAAAGCAGAUAAGCUUUUUAUGUGAUUACAGUUGCAUUUUCUCCAAAGUCAUUACUUGGACGGAUAUGUAAUUAUAAGUUCAUAAAAAUAUUUUCAAGGACAACAAAGAUUUUAUGAUUACUCUGCAACUCUGGUAUGUGUCCAUGAGAGAGAGAGAUUGUGUUGGUCACACUUCAUACUAGGAAUACAUUUAUAAAUGGUUAAUAAAGGGUUAAUGAUUAUAAUAGAUGUUAUAGACAUAAGUAGUAUGUUAUAAUAGUUGGUCUUAGACACAUCAGUAUUUUAUUAUGUCUUUAAUGUGACAUUGAAACCACAGAUUUAAAGCUGUCAUGACAAUAAUUAAACUUACAAUAACCACCUAGCAGCACAGCAUAAUUACAAAUCAAUUAACUCCACCAGCCUUCCCUAAUGAAGGGCAGGUAACAAUGUACAUCAGAUGAAGACUACAAAUUAAAAAAAAAAAUCUGGAAAAAAAUCUUUCAACCACAGAUCAUGGACAUACAUCCUCAUCCUUCCCUCAAAAAACUUACAAAUGGCUUUACUAGAAGGUGAUAGAAAUGGCUCUAAGCAAUCUAUUUCUUUCUUGAUACUAAAACAAUUGAUUAACCACUUAUUAAGUAUAUAAUAAGCCUUUAUUAACCCUUUUGUAAACAGUUUAUAAAUGCACCUUUUAAUAUAAAGUCAGAUUUUUUGAAAAAAACCUGACACUUAAUAAAAGAAAACAUGCAAACAAAAAGGUUAAAAUAACCCUCUCACUUGAACUGACACAAGUCAUAAAAUCAGAGUUCUGCCAAAUGCCUGGUCCAUCCCCCAUUUAAUAGUGAUAUUGUAGGACAAUGCAAGUGCUCAGUACUACAUUCCUGGCAUACUCAAAAUCCUACUGAAGUCAGUGGGAAUUUUAAGUGUGCAAGGCAUUCAGGAUCCGGCCUGUUGGCUGUUAAAUUACCUACUGUUGGGAAACCCCUGCAAAAUCUAGAGCUGGGACAAUAGGCCAGAUCCCAACUUUACUUCUUAAAAGAUUAAUAAUGCAAAUGAAGCAUGAUCCAAAGCCUACUGAACUCACUGAAAAAUCUCCCAUUGAAUUAAAUGGACUUUGAUUCAAGCCUAUUGUUCCCUUGACUUCAGCUGGGCUAUUCACACAAGACACAGGAGAUUAGAAUAAUUUCCAGCCUUCUUUCUCUAUAUAUUGGUUUGAGUUAGUUUCUGGCAGACCCUGAAUGUUGCUUAAAGUAGGUUUUGUGUGACAUUAGUAUUAAAAUAAAAACGUCACAUUGGAGAUGAGAGGAGAUUUUUGUCUCGAUCCAAAUUUCUUUCUGCUUUAUGGGGUUUUUUACUCGUGAAAAGUUUGCAGAUUAUACUGAUGGUCCCUGGUGAAAUUGGGUAUUUCUUGCAUAUAGUACUUAAUCUGCAAAAGAAAAUGAACAGCAUUUAAUCAUAGGGGGGAAAAACCAAUCGGAUGCUGCAUUUUGUUUUGAUGUUUAUAUAAUAUAUAUAUACUUCUAAUGUGGAAUACAAUUCUGUUACAAACCUUCGCUGGUCUUGCAGUCCUUAACCUCUAUUAAUUUGUGUGUGAGUAAACAUGUGUCAAUACAUCUCUGCUAUGUCAACUAUUUCAGCCACCAGUCUGGAGCAGGUAUAGUGUCUUGGAGAUCUUUUAUACUUAGAUUAAUCUGUUUUAAGCAUUUUUGACAUAAAACAGUGUGCAUGUUUUCUUCCAAAUAUUAAGGAAAAAAGAUUUUCAAAGAUGACAAGGGGAUUUAUCUGCAUCACUUCUAUUAAUUUCAGUGGGUGUGUUAUAGCUAAAUUGCCUAGUCAGCUUUGAAAAUCUUAAUCAAAAAGACUAUAAUACUAUAGUUCUGAUCUUCAGAUGUGUUCACCUGAAUAGAAGUUGUGGAUACAGAGCACAUCUCAAGGUCAGGCUCUUUCAUCAGAGAAUAUAAUAUCUGGAAAAGACUGACAGCAGUCACAGCUAUAAGUAUAUUCAUGUAAAGGUUUAACAGGUGUUCAGGUAAAAAAAAUAUGGCCCAGAGAUGCCAGACCUUUGGAGAGAGAAGCUAAUUUAGAUAAGCUGCCUGGAAACCUUGUGUUUUUUUGAGAUGUUGUGCAUGUACACAUUCCAUGACCCUCCCACCUUCCCCACUACUUCAGACAUUACAUACAGCGGUGGGAAGGAACAGAGAGGGAGGCGGAAGACACACCUCUUGUAUGUUCUUGCCUGAGAGCAUCAGGAGAGCAGGAGCACAUGCACCACCUUGUGGUACUGCUGGCAAAAGUCUCUGACUUGAGUGUAUUGGGAACACAUACACCUGCAGUGGAAUGUAUAUGUGCACAACACAUUUCAAAGAACAUUUACUGUACGUAAGUAACUGGUUUGGCAGGUAGCUUUGAUUUGUCCAUUGACAUGCUGAAAGAACACACAAUAAGUUUCCACUCCUUAGUAGUUCACUUUAAUGUUUCAUAGUUUUAUGUAACAGGAAUUUAGGGGGUUCAUGUUAAAAGGAGAGUGACAAGUAGUAUAGGUUCAAAACUUGACAUACCUUAAUAUUGUUGCACUCUGGUGAAGAAAACCC